Messenger RNA from Exaiptasia diaphana, 5036 nucleotides. RefSeq names its product probable ATP-dependent RNA helicase DDX20. The coding region runs from base 67 to 3051 and encodes 994 amino acids. The record is from RefSeq and is a predicted model, not a curated record. Gene Ontology annotation, biological process: spliceosomal snRNP assembly. Gene Ontology annotation, molecular function: RNA binding; RNA helicase activity; ATP binding. Lineage: Eukaryota; Metazoa; Cnidaria; Anthozoa; Actiniaria; Aiptasiidae. The transcript is spliced from 12 exons. Gene Ontology annotation, cellular component: SMN complex.
UUUCUUUUUACUAUUAUAACUGAUUUAUCAUUCUUUGGYCACUUUGCAGUAGAGUAAUAUACCGAAAUGCAAAAGACUCAUCCAGGACACAAGUUUUCCGCUAAACAAAGAACAGCUGACGUCUUGACAGAAGAGGAAGUAGACUUCGAGUCACUGCUCCUUUCGCCAUCACUCGUACAAGGACUGACAGACUCUGGUUUUGAAAAACCAUCACCGAUACAACUGAAAGCUAUUCCCCUCGGAAGAUGUGGAUUAGAUUUGAUUGCUCAAGCCAAGUCUGGUACUGGAAAAACAUGUGUUUUUAGUGUUAUUGCCUUAGAGAGUAUUAACACAGAUACUGCAGCCACUCAGGUGUUGAUUUUGGCACCUACAAGAGAGAUUGCAGUCCAAGUCAAAGAUGUAGUCAAUGCUAUUGGUUGCCAUAUUAAAGGUCUAAACUGUCAGGUCUUUAUUGGUGGACUGCCUCUGGAUGAAGAUAAAAAAGCCUUGAAAGGCUGUCAUGUUGCUGUUGGAUCUCCAGGUCGUGUCAAGUACCUUAUUGAGAAUGGUUUUCUGAAGACUGAAUCUGUAAGAAUGUUCAUACUGGAUGAGGCUGAYAAACUUCUGGACGACAAUUUCCAAGAGCAAAUCAAUUGGAUUUACUCAACACUCCCAUCAAACAAGCAAAUGAUGGCUUUCUCUGCAACAUACCCAGAGUACCUUGCAAACCACCUAACUAAAUAUAUGAGAGAACCUACUUUUGUCAGACUUAAUGCAUCAGAUCCAACUCUACAAGGGAUUAAGCAGUUUUACUCUGUAGUGCCAUUCCACCAUCUACCUCACAAAGUCUUCCAAGAAAAGGUUGAACAACUCGUAAAGCUUCUGUCCAAGGUCAACUUCCACCAGUGCUUAAUUUUUUCAAACUACCAAAUAAGGGCACAAAGUUUAUCAUCAACCCUGUGUUCAAAAGGGUGGCCGGCCACUUUCAUUGCAGGAAGCCAAACGCAACAAAAGAGACUGCAAGCCAUGGAAAAGCUCAAGGAUUUCAAAUGUAGAAUACUCAUCUCCACUGAUCUGACGGCACGAGGUAUUGAUGCAGAGAACGUGAACCUUGUGGUUAAYAUGGACAUACCUCGAGAUGGGGAAACUUACCUUCACAGGAUAGGAAGAGCUGGCCGAUUUGGAACAAAAGGUGUUGCAGUUACAUUUGUUGCCAAAGGUAAAGAAGAGAAGGAUCUCAAAGAACUACAGAAAAGUAUUAGAGUAUUAAUGGAGGCUUUACCAGGGACCAUCCCAGAGUCAUUGAUGGUAAGCGAGACACCAGUAACUGAUGAUCAAAGUCUACAGAAAGAUAGCAUUGAAGUAAAUGUUCUUUACAAAAACACUGCCAUUGACACAUUUCAGUCUACAGUGGAACUAAGCAAAUCAAAGAAUCAAUAUUGUGCAUUCAAAGACAAGAAUAUGGAUCGCAAUGUUGAAGAUAUUCCCUCAAAAAGAAACAACAGCAGUUUUACGUCAGAGCUGCUAACAGGAGAAUAUUGUAAGGAGAUAAURUCUCCAUCAAAACCUAAGGAUGGUUUAGAGAGCUCAGAAAAUGCUUCAAAAGGUGGUGUUGAUUCAGGACGACCAGAAACAAAUAAGCAUCUUGAACAAGAAAAAUCCUCCAUCAAUUGUAUUCUGUCACCAAAAUUUGAUGAUAAAAACACUAGUCACUUUGACAAAAUGAUAAAUAAUAACUCCACAGAAAUGUUUAUGGCUAACAUUGACAAUCCCGCAAAUUCAAAAACACCUGAAUCAAAGAACUGCGAAGAUUUCUCAAAAUUACAGAAAAAUAUAGACAAGGAGGUAAUAGAUUUAUCAGAAAAUCCUACAGGCAUUAUUGAUCAAGUAAAUCAUACUCUACCGUCAGUAGAUGAGUUUGAUAAAGAUUUUGAGGAAUACUUAGCUUUUACAAAUGAAACUCAAACCACUUUUCAAGGAAGCAAUGAGGUACUUGAAAUAAGUAGUGAUAUAUUCCAUCACCAGAACGUCAAUGACACUUCACCCAAUCCUCCWGGCAGCUGUAUUGAGAAAUGUUCAGAUAUAGGUUGGAAGAAUGAAUGUGAGAAUGAUGAUGUUCAAAGUGUCUCUUCUAUUGAUGACUAUGAUGAUAAUGUGGACAGCGAUGCUUGUGGUUAUAAUUAUAAUGAUAGGAAUGAUGAUGAAAAGGUUGCAAGUGGUUGUGGAACGAGUAAUGAAAGUUCACUCAGUGAUGACGGAGAUCCUGGUGACAGCUUUUCUGAAAGUGACAGCAGUGAUGAUGGAGAGGUUCCAAAUGGUCGUGYAAUAAGUAAUGAAAGUUCAAACAGUAAUGAUGACCCUAGCAGCAACUCCUKUGAAGGUGACAGCAGGGAUGAUGGUGAUACAAGAAGUGGAGAUCAUACUUCUGAAUCUCRAGAUGAUUCAGCUGAUGAUAAUUAUGAGCAACACAACAUCCAAACUCAUUAUGAACAAAAAUAUGGCAAACACACAUUAGGWAACCAGACUGUUUUGCAUAGUGAAAUUCAAAUUGAUUCAUCAUCUAAUAAAGUCGUAAUGAACGACCAUCCAAUAAACGGGCAUUGGAAAAAUGAGGACUUAACUAAAGAUUUAUCACACAGAACCAAUAGUAAUAAUUUCACUGAUGGCACCCAAGAAGGUAGUAAAGAAUCAAGGACUAAAUCAGUUCAAUACAACAGUUGUAAGAAUAAAGAURAAUGGAGUCAAAGUGAGCCAGGAUUUGGUUCUUACAGAAAGUGGAAUCGCUUUCAUUCAGAUAUUUCAAGUACACAGGAAAAUCAUUGCACCUCAUACAAUCAUGCUACAUACCAACAAUUUGGACAAGGGCACAUGGAAGAUGAGUUUGAUAGAAACGUGGAUUAUGGCCAUCAUUUCAAUCAUGGGUCAGAAACGUUUAACAGCCAUACAAAUUCAAACCAAAUGUGUUGUGGAAAUACUGUAUGUCCAGGGGAUUUUCAGUGGAGGAGGGCAUGGUAUAGUUCAUUCUAUACAAUUAACAGUACUAUCAGACAUUUUGGAAAGAAAAGAAAUUAGAAAUGUGGGUUAUUAUGGCGGAAGAGUUUCUUAUAUGGAAAMCAUGAAUAAUGUUGGCUUUGAUCUGCAUUAGUGCUACUACAUUCUUCUUCUUUUCUGCUAGUUUAAAGCAUGGCACAUUGCGAGUACCAUUUCCUGCACUUUGGCAUGUCAGCUACAAUCUUCUCAGCUUCCUUCCAACUUUUCCACCCGAUCUGUUUCCUUUACUUUUGAAUUAUCURCCUCCAUGUCUCCCCUGAAGUGCCUAUGUCAUGAGAAUGGGCGAGUACAAUGAAAAUAGAAGACAGCAUAAGGACAGGAGAUGGGAAUGUUGGUUAUGAGCUGAGAAAGGAGAGUAAUGAUGACAGACAAUUGUAUAGGUGAGGGAACAASUUCAUUUUGUUGUUAAUUGAACCAAAAAAUGACAAGAAUAUACAUCGAUUGCAUGUUUUGAUUAACAUUUUAUUAGUAUUGAAUGUUUAAGUAUGUAUUAAUGAAAAGUAAAGUAUUUAUUAUCUAGUGAAAAUGUAUACAAUUAUUGUAAAUGUGCCAAUUAUUGUAAAUAUGUUUAGUGUAAAACAGAAAAAAGACGUUUUGGAAUGUGUUAUAACAAGCAAUGCAUUCAUUGCAUUAAGACAAUGAGGCGCUCCUUUUUUUUCUGAGAAUAGCAAAAUUCUCAAUUAGGGAUAACAAAAGAUUUACUACAUGUUCCAGUGUCCUUUUUCACACAYAUUUUAUUGAUUCAAAAUUGUUGUGCAUGAUACCUACACACGAAAAGACCAUUGCAAAAGAGCUUGCAUCUCAAACACUCUUAAACUUCCUCCAGUUCAUUCUGAACUCWAGGGCAUGAAGCCUAUGUGAAAACUAAGUGAGUUGGGGUUUGCGCAGAGAUUGACUGUGUCAUUUUGAGACAUUGGAAGACUGAAUUUGCUGAUUUGUGGGUUAUUUCUCAGCAUUUCCUUCAGCUUGACCAGUGCGACAACAUCAUGCCUUUUUAGUAUGACCACCAUCCUAAGUAAUAUAGUUGGGUGAUGUGUCUGAUUUUAGGCCCCAUGUCACUGCCAGGGCAUCUCAUUUUAUGGCUGUUUGGCAACAGUGUGGAAUGCCAGAKGGGCAGUUGCAAUGUUGUUAUACUAUCACCGACAUCUAAAUGGCAUUAUGACUGUCUUGAAAUGAUGAAAAGGUGGGAUACUGUGGUAKCUAUUCCAGGCUGUCUUUUGGAACUCUUGGAAAGGCAAUUCAGUGGCAGAGUUUUUACGCUGAAAGAAUUUGUGUCGCGAGUAAAGGCCAGGUUUACGACUUUGUAGGGAGGGCCAUCAUGCUUCCUAKUCAAAACCAUGUGGCACCAUGUCACUUGUUCCCCGUAUAGGUUUGUGCCACUAACUGGCGGUAAUGGACAGGGUCCCGUCUGAUUCUUCGACUCAGUUUGUCCUGCAGGUACUCUGUGUGUCUUCUUACGAUGGAAGGUCAUUUGAAAAAAGGCCUAUGUUGUUCAGCGUUACUACUUGUAGCCAGGACAGGUGCAUGUUUUGGAAGGAGUUUCAUAUCAUUUCUUUCUGCUUGAUCAUGACCAGCGUUACAUCAUCAUUCACUGGCCUUUCCAGUGUGUUCAUCAUCCUAUAGUAUGUAUUUCCCAAGGGUAUCAUAAAUCUAAUUUGAUAGGUGUAMCCCACGGGCUUGCCAAACUUGYAUUCAGMCCUGGAUGAGCAWGUUUCUGCUUUGGCCUGUAUCUGAGCAAAAACGUUGCAGAAAGCCUWGUCCCGCUCAUGGUGGRACUGAAUGAGCACCUGUACAAAUGGCCAAAGUGUCUUUUUGGGUUAUUUUUUAAUCCUUACCAAUGAUGGCAUAAUUGUCUUCAAUUCCUACAUACAACCCUGMAGAAAAGACUUGCGGAACAUUGCUGCAAGAAAGACAUAGCUAUUUAAACAGGUAAGUAUUCAUUUGUAUAUGUGUUUGACAAUUGUAUUAUGGAUUAAGGGAUUUAUUAAUUUUCUUCAAAAGGUGAG